ACAGUGGUUAGUACUUGCUGCCUACAUGGGGCGUCUUUAGGUUUGUUGUAGGCUUAGGCUAUUUGAUCAUGAAAAGCAAUGUCUCUGUAUCGCAAUAUCGUCUGGUUCUUAAAAGGAAUUCACGAAUAUACGAGGAGUGGAUAUGAGGCAGAAUCCAGAAGUUUUGUGGCUGAGGAGCUGAACCUGUCUGUGGUGGGAAGGUCCUUCAUGAUCACAGGAGCCAACAGUGGCAUAGGGAAAGCCACUGCCAUGGCCAUAGCCAAGAAAGGGGGAACGCUCCACAUCGUGUGCAGGAACAAGGACAGAGCUGAGGACGCCAGGGCGGAUAUUGUCAAGGAGUCAGGCAACACGGAAGUACAUGUCCACGUUCUGGACAUGUCUGAAACGCGUAAGGUGUGGGAGUUUGCAGAGGCCUUCAGGAAGCAGUAUCCAUCUUUAAACGUGUUGAUCAACAAUGCUGGCUGCAUGGUGAACAAGAGAGAGGUGAAUACAGAGGGACUGGAGAAAAACUUUGCCACCAACACCCUGGGUGUGUACAUCCUCACACAGAGCCUCCUCCCACUCCUGCAGAAAAGUAGAGACCCCAGAGUGAUCACUGUGUCCUCAGGAGGCAUGCUGGUCCUGAAGCUGUGCACAGAUGACCUCCAGACAGAGAGGACUCGCUUCGACGGCACCAUGGUCUAUGCCCAGAACAAGAGACAGCAGGUGGUGCUAACUGAGUAUUGGGCCAAAGCCAAUCCUGCCAUUCACUUCUCUGCCAUGCACCCAGGCUGGGCCGAUACACCAGCUGUGUCCACGGCGAUGCCUCAGUUCCACCAGAUGAUGGGAGCCCGUCUGAGGAGUGCAGAGCAGGGGGCCGACACCGUCGUGUGGCUGGCCCUGGCCAGGGCUGCAGCCAAGACUCCCAGCGGGCAGUUCUUCCAAGACCGCCGCACUGUGCCAGCCCACUUGCCCCUGGCCUGGACCCACAGCACCCAGGAGGAGGUCCAGGUGUUUGUGGCCCGGCUGGACACGCUGGCCCAGGCUGCUCGGCCUGAGAGCCAGUCCAGUGGCAGCCAACACUCUUCCAGACCUAACUGAGUGGCCAUGCUGAGAUUUGACCCAGCCAGCUCACUCACUUACCCAGAAUAGAUAUCUACAUCUCUGUAUCACUAUGGGGCUACAGCUUCUUGAAAGCUGUUCGUGUGGUCUAAUUGAGCAUUAAAAAGUAUUUGGCCAAUUUAGAGCAAGCAGCCUGACCCAGUGAUGUGAUAUGGUGAUCAUUCUAAUACACCACUUGUCAAUUCUAAGAAGAUAUUACUGUAGCUAAUUAUAUUUACGGCCAUUUUGCAACUAAAUUGACUGCGGUUUACACUAAUGUAGACAUGAUUGCGUGGAUGGGCCAGAUUAAAUGUUAGGUGGUUACAGCUCUGGGUGUUGGGUCGACAUCAUCACCUUCCUCAGGAGGUCCCAGGCCACCAGAACAGCUUGUCACUAACACCACCAGUGCUUGUCUCCAGGGAUCUGUGCAGUGUCACACUACAGUGGGUGAUGACAUUGAGACUAAGUUUCUCAUUCAGAUGUUCUGCUGUGAGAUACUGCUCUGGUUAAAACAAUGAGUGGACAUUUUCCAAAUGAUUAAAUGAAUAUAAAGUUAUCAGGUUAUUUGACCAGUCCUUAAUCCUAUACUGUUGCUUCUUUGAAAAUAAAGUGGUGUGUCUGAAAUG
This is a messenger RNA of Hypomesus transpacificus, 1706 nucleotides long. RefSeq names its product dehydrogenase/reductase SDR family member 12-like. The coding region runs from base 79 to 1080 and encodes 333 amino acids. The transcript has 10 exons. The record is from RefSeq and is a predicted model, not a curated record. Lineage: Eukaryota; Metazoa; Chordata; Actinopteri; Osmeriformes; Osmeridae.